Darwinula stevensoni is the source of this 673-nucleotide messenger RNA. The record is from the annotation of a GenBank genome assembly. NCBI's taxonomy places the organism in Eukaryota, Metazoa, Arthropoda, Ostracoda, Podocopida, Darwinulidae.
AUGCUGGCAAACAUCGUUAACAGUUCGGGUCCAAAUUCUCCUCGACUCAUCAACGCCUCGUUUGCUGCCAUUUUCGACAACAACGACAUCUCCAAGGAAUUCGCCCGCAAGUUCUCCCAACUUCGAUUCAACAUCCCCGAUAGCCCCGCGGUGAGACGGAGACUGAGGGGAUUAUUGGUGGGGGGACCUCAACACUCGCUGGACUCACGGAUGGACCUUGUCACCACAUUGCGAGAGGUGAACAGAAAUGGCACUCACGAACACCAAGAUGACGAUGAUGACACAUUCAGCAGCGAUGAAGGUAAGCUGGAGCGAAUGGAGCCACCAACAAGGUAUCGAUCUCAAUCAAUGGACGAAAGAGAAGGAGAAACCUGGGAGAAACACCUGGGCAGUCUUCACUGCUCCUCUCAACCCAAUCCUAUUGAGGAACAACUGGAACAAGAAGCAUCUGACAGCAAUGGGGCCAGAUCCCAGCAACAAUGAAGAUUCUUUCUUUGGACACGAUCUCAACCUCGUCUCUUGUAUUGCAUGACCUCACCCCCCUUCAAUCCUGUUAUAAUAUUCCUUUGAUGACUACAGUAUAAUCUCCCAAACUCUGUCUUUUCACAUUGGUGUGUUUGUGUGAAAUCAAGUCAAUAAUUGCGUUCAGCUCACAAAAAAUUUUAUUCCCAUG